GUGGCCAAACCCACUCUUUGGAACAAGCCUGCGAUGACACACUUCUCCACUCACUCGUAUACAAACACGUCCACGGCCUCUCCCUGGCUCGGGUCCCCGCCACCGCCGCUUCUUCCCCGGCUCAUGUAACUACAUCCGACCGUAAGGGGAUCGAGACGCACGGAGGUCCCUUCUCAAACGCGUGGAUUUAACAGAAAACGGCGAACAUGACGGAUAAUUAGACGCGUACAUGACAGCGGAGAGAGCUCGGAGGGCGAAUCUGUUCAGGACUGAGGUUUAAACACGUAUAACACGACAUUUGCCACUCCAUUGCGUGUUUUGAUCCAUUGUAGCUAACCAAAAAAAACCCAAAACAUUAUGGCACUGUGGAUUUUGUUGCGCGCUUUGGUAUUGCUAUAUUUGCACUAUUUUCAACACUGUAGCUCAUUCAACCUGGAUGUGGACAAGCCUUCCGUGUUCUCCGGACCCCAAGGCAGCUACUUUGGCUUUUCCGUGGACUUUUUCACUCCCUCCACCUCAAAGUCCGUAUUGAUUGGAGCUCCCAGGGCGAACACAACUGGCUCCAGCUCUGUGGUGGAGAGAGGAGCCGUCUAUAGCUGCCCCUGGUCCGCUGCCUCCAACUGUCAGCAGCUGCAGUUCGACAGCUCAGAUGACCGAAAGAACGCAGCUGGAGCUCAGAUGGAGUUCAAGUCUAAACAGUGGUUUGGAGCAUCGGUGCGGUCAUUUGGAGAGCACAUCCUGGCCUGUGCUCCCCUGUACCAGUGGUCGACAUAUGGCUUUUCGGAGCGCGAGCCAGUCGGGACGUGUUUCCUGAAAAAUAAAGAUUCAGUGGUGGAAUAUUCUCCCUGCAGAUCCAGCGCCAACACUCCUGAAGGGCAGGGCUUCUGUCAGGCCGGGUUCAGUGCAGACUUUGUGAAGAACGACAAAGUGGUGGUGGGAGGACCAGGCAGCUUCUACUGGCAGGGUCAGCUGAUUUCUGAUGACAUUUCUGAGAUUUUCGCUCGUUACAACAAAGACUACAUCAUUCAGUACAGCAACACAAUGGCCACGCGGUCUGCAGGAGCCCAGUACGAUGACAGCUACCUGGGUUACUCUGUGACUGUGGGAGACUUCAAUAAUGACGGAUAUGAUGAUUACGUCACUGGUGUGCCAAGAGGAGACAAAGCACUGGGUUAUGUGAAUAUCUUCAAUGGCCGGAACAUGGAGUCAGUGGUGAACUUUACAGGGACACAGAUGGCGGCCUAUUUCGGACACUCCGUUGCAGCUACUGAUAUUAACGGAGAUGGGUUGAUGGAUCUUUUCAUAGGAGCUCCUCUUUUCAUGGACCGAGGCUCAGACGGGAAACUGAGGGAGGUCGGGCAGGUGUCUGUGUAUUUGGGCCAUGGAGGGUUUUCGUUUCAAGAUCCACUGCAGCUCACCGGCUCUGAGGUCUACGCUCGGUACGGCUCUGCCAUCGCUGCUCUGGGAGAUCUGGAUAAAGACGGCUUCAACGAUGUGGCAAUCUCUGCUCCAUACGGUGGCCCAGACCACACUGGACUGGUCUACAUUCACAACGGGCGCUCACGAGGGCCUGACCCCACUCCCUCACAGACCCUUCAGGGAAAAUGGGCGUCCAGUUACAUGCCUGCAAGUUUCGGAUACUCCAUGUCCGGAAACACAGACAUCGACCAGAACGGAUACCCAGAUUUAAUUGUUGGGGUUUUUGGAGCAGACAAAGCAGUUUUAUACAGAGCUCGUCCAGUGAUCAGUGUAAAUGCCACCUUGGACCUGACUCCGCAGAUCAUAAACCCAGACGAGAAGUCCUGCUUCCUCCCAGGAACUAGCACCUCUGUGUCCUGUUUUAAAGUGAAGUACUGUCUUAAGGCCAGGGGUAUUGGAGCGCCCCCAUCUUUAACAUUUAAGGUGGACAUUACAUUGGACCGUUUGAAACAGAAAGAGGCUACAAAACGUGUUCAGUUCCUACACAACAAAGCAUAUCAGUAUUCAAGAAAUAUUGGUGUUACAAAUAACGAAAAACUACCACUAAGCUGUGAAGAACUGGACAUAUUCCUCAGAGAUGACCGAGAGUUCCGGGAUAAGAUCACGCCGAUCUCUGUGAUGUUGGAAUAUUCUCUGGACUAUCUGAGCGCCGCAGACUCGACUGGACUCCUGCCUAUUGUAGACAUGUCAGCGCCCUCUAACAUCACUAAACAGGCUCAUAUCCUGCUGGACUGUGGAGCGGACAACAUCUGCAAACCGGACCUCAAACUCUCCGUGAAGAGUGAACCUCAGCAGAUCUACAUUGGUGAUGACAAUGCCCUGACAUUAGAAGUGAGCGCAGAGAACCAGGGAGAGGGAGCAUACGAGGCUGAGCUGCACGUGUUUCCCCCACAGCAGGCAGACUUCACUGGGGUCGUCCGCAGCCAGGCCCUGACCAGACUGUCCUGCGCCUAUAAGAAAGAGAACAACACCAAGAUGGUGGUGUGUGACCUGGGAAACCCCAUGAAAGGAGGAACCAAGGUUUUGGCCGAGUUGCGCUUCAGUGUUCACCAGCUCUCAGAGGAGGACACAUCGGUCAAAUUUGAAUUACAGGUUGUCAGCUCAAACCAGUUUAACAACACCAGCCCUCGAGUGUCCACUUCCACCAAACUGGCUGUGCUCGCUAAAGUGGCCAUCAGAGGGUCUUCAAACCCAGGCCAGGUUUUGCUGCCAAUUGCAAACUGGAAACCCAAAGAACGUCCUUUUUUUGGGGAUGACAUCGGGCCUCAGAUAGUCCUGGUCUAUGAGUUACUAAACAGUGGUCCCAGCACCUUCUCCAAAGCGUCUCUGGAGGUGGAGGUUCCGUAUCGCUUCAGAAAUGGCUCUGUGCUUUAUGUCACCAGCUUUGACACAGAGGGACCCAUCCACUGCACCACGGAUACAGAGAUCAACCCACUCAAUGUAUCGAAUCCAUUGUCAACAGAGAAAAAUGUGACCAGUGGAAUUCCUCCCAGAGAGGAGGGACGAAACCAAAACCACGUCCGGAAACGAGAUCUAGAGUCCAGAGAUGCACCAGGAGACAUACAAACUCUGGACUGCACUACAGCUGAUUGCUUGUGGCUCAAGUGUCAAGUUGGGCGUCUAGAGAGGGGAAAGAACGCUAUUUUGUUUGUUUACUCAAGACUGGAUGUAAACAACUUCCUCCAGGUUGAAAAUCAGAACCGGUCUUAUGUGAUCCAGUCCAAAGCAUCCUUCAGUGUCAUAGAGAUCCCAUACAAGAAGCUGGAGUUUGACCUGCCUUCAAACAGCACCACAGUGAGUGUCUCGGUGCUGUGGGUGGCAGACUCACCUCAGCCUGUGCCUGGGUGGGUGGUGGCCCUGGCUGUGCUUGCCGGGCUCCUGCUCCUGGCUCUGCUCAUCUUCAUCAUGUACAAGUUGGGAUUCUUUAAGCGAGUGCGCCCCCCUCAGGACGACUGUGCAGAGAAGGAGCAGCUGCAGCCAGAGGAGAAUGGGAACAUGGAUGGUUAAUGGACUUUAGGUUUGCACUGAGCGGAGUGGUACGGUUUUGGCAUGUUUCAGCCCUAUAUGGCACGGUAUGGCAUGGGUAUGGUAUGGACAGAUUCUUAAAAGGUUUUCAAUGCCACUGACGUGUCUGCACAACUUUUUAUUUUUUCAAAUUUUCCCUGCUAAGUAUUAACCACUUAAACCAUUUGGUAACUGAAUAGUGAAAUAACCUGAUAUCCGCACCUCAGUAUUUUACUUGCCAAUGCCAUACCCAUUCUACAUACCAUAUACUGUUCUGUUGCCUUAUGAAAAAGAGAGAAUUUUUAAAUUAUGUCUUCAAUCAAGGCUGCAACAACUUAAUAGUUAUUGGUAAAUAGCUUACAUAAAAAACAUGCAUGCCAUGAGCGAGAAAACCCACAGUCUGUAAUGUAAUUAAAUCAGGAAAAAAUAUACAAAUUUGAAUGUUUGAGAUUUUGAAAUAUUUUCUUCCAUGACGCCUUUUUAUUUUUUGCCUCUGGUUUACAUUUUAUUCUAAAAAGAAAAUGUUCCGUAACGUUUUAGUUGAUUGCUAAAUUGGCAUUUGUUGCAGCUCUUAAAAUACAGGUUUAUUUGAAAUUACAUUCACUAAAGCACAUUUAACUUUUAGAAAAUUUUAGAUCAUGAGAAAAGUAGAUUUUGUACAGCCAAGAGUGUUUUGCCAAUUAAUAUUUAUUGUAAAUACAAGAUUUAAGGUAAUUUUUGCACAAUUCGCAAACUACAAAUUGUUGCUCUGAAAGUCCUAAACUGCUGUUAAUAAUAGUUAUAACUACAUGAGAUUAGGGGGUGGGCUUGAGGUGUACUGAUCUUUUUUAUUAUUUUAUUCUUAAGUUUGUAAUGUUAUCUAGAGCCAAUUUAAAUGUAGAAAAUAUUUUUGUUAAUCAUGACAUAUAGCAAUAUACAAAAUGUUUAUUAGAGCAAAUAUUAUUAGCAGUGCCAAGCUAGUUUCUGCGAAUCUCAAAACUGUAUAUUAACAGAUUUAUUUCUACCAACACUCCCAGUGCCAAAAUAUAAUGUGCAAAAUUGUCUGCAUGGAGUUGUAGACAAAAAAAAGGAACAAGAAUCAACUUCUUUCCUCUCAAACAACCUAACAAUAAACCUCCAAAACCAGUUAUAAACCAAGACUUGAUCAGAUCCAAAGCAGGACUAAGCCAGGACCAGGACCACGGCAACUCUUCUCAGUUAUCCUUUGAUAGCAAAUAUAUGACUGAAGAUUAAAUCAGGUUUAAACCAGGUCAAAAAACAUCAUUUAACAGAACUAAAGAAGCAGUACAGGACUAUCCUACCUUCUGUCUACUUUUCCAAAGUGGGAUUGUGCUGACAAAUAUCUACUGUAUUUAAAAUUAUGAUUUCUACUCCAUGCAGACUUACUUUAAGUUUUUUUUCCCUCUUUUUUUAAUUUUUAUUUUUUUUUUAUAUUUUUUUUGUUUGUUGAUAAACCAGAAUUAAUGUGUCACUUCUAUUUCAAAAGUACUUUUUAUUUGACAACUUGUUUUUUGUUUUAUGGGGGAACAAUAUUUUUAUUAUGUUACUUAUAAUUAUUUUUUUUCAUUUUCCGUUUAAUAUUUACAUGUGUGUGGGUCCAAUCUAUUUCAAAAAAGUUUAUUAAAAAAACAGUAAUAGUAUUUUCCUUUGCACUGAUGUACCCUUCUUUAGUAUGUUUGGCUGUACACAAAAAUACAUUAUCAGAAUUGCAUUGUACUAAAAUGAAUGAGUGUGGACACAGAAAUAUAGCUGUAAAUUUGCCCAUAUUGGGUUCACCAAUUCAAAUUUUUUACUUUGAAUUGGUUUAUUGCAAUGGACAUAUGGAUAGUAAUCUAAAAAUACCAUAACUUUAUAGCCAACCCUAUUCAUAAAAAAAUCUAAAUUUGGAGUUCAUUUUAUAACCUAAAACAAUGUAUGUAUGGACAGAUUUCAUUUUAUUAUUAUAGACCUGUAACAUUGGAGUUGAAAUAAACUGGUUUGUUCAUAUUGUG
This is a messenger RNA of Periophthalmus magnuspinnatus, 5474 nucleotides long. It is a transcript of the gene itgav, whose product is annotated as integrin, alpha V. The record is from RefSeq and is a predicted model, not a curated record. Gene Ontology annotation, biological process: angiogenesis; cell adhesion mediated by integrin; cell-cell adhesion. Gene Ontology annotation, molecular function: integrin binding. The transcript has 32 exons. Gene Ontology annotation, cellular component: integrin complex; external side of plasma membrane. Bases 358 to 3486 code for a protein of 1042 amino acids. Lineage: Eukaryota; Metazoa; Chordata; Actinopteri; Gobiiformes; Gobiidae.